UUGAUUGAAAAUAAAAGAAUUAGCACUCGAUUGUCUGAAUUGUUCAAUGGUUCUCCUGUUAAUCCUUCUGAUGCGAUUCCACCUCCAGUUAAAUCCUCAUUUGGUACUAAUGGUGUAUACAUUGGUUCGCAUGACAAAAAUGCAGAAGUCAACAGUAAUAAUACUGUUACUGGUGGGAUAUACGACAGUCGCGUUGAUGAAAACAACAACAGAUACAACAGUGUUAAACAUCCCAUCAUAUCCAGUUCAAUGUUCACUUCUAUUCAACAGACAACAGUAAAUCCUUCAACAUUGAUAUCAUCGUCAACAACUAGAAUCAAUAUACAGAAUGGUAAAAAACCAAUGAUUACCGACCAAUUGCUAGAAUGGAUUUUUGAAGAAUGUGUUGAUGAGGUGAUCCAGUUUUCAAAACUUGCUCAAACAGUUUUACUCGAAUCGAUAACCAUUGACGAAUUAGUUGAAAAGUUGCUAAUUGAUGUUAUCAAGAGCAUAUUGUUAAUAAGGAAUUCAUUGCCCAAUUAA
This is a messenger RNA of Heterobilharzia americana, 522 nucleotides long. NCBI's taxonomy places the organism in Eukaryota, Metazoa, Platyhelminthes, Trematoda, Strigeidida, Schistosomatidae. The record is from the annotation of a GenBank genome assembly.